AGAGAGACACAGAGACAGGGAGAAGGAGAGAGAGACAGAGCACCUAGGAACGCCUGUUUUGCCAGGAUGAAAUACAUUUGAACACCAGGAAGUUCAAUUCUGACUGAAACUACAGACCCAUGAAUUAAAAAUGAGUCCAGAAUUUGGGAAGAAACAAAGCCUCCACUCCAGCCAGUUUUAGAAGCAGCUUCGAUGAAUACAGAAAAGCAGCUGGCAACUCAGCCACAGCACCAGGGAAGAGACGGCCGUGAGUGCACCAUCAGCUGCAGCUAACAAAGCCUGCAAGCUCUGUUAUUCUUGGGCCUCCUAAGAGUUGCUCCAGCCAGGAUAGAGACUCUGCCCUGCUUUAGCUCAGAAAUAUCCACUCUCGUGAUGUUUUCCUGAGGUUGUCCUGUCAUAGGCCAACACUUCCUGUCUCUUCUGCCAUCUGGCCCAAAUAGCCAGCCACUGGACUGAAUAUUGGACCAAAACAUAGAACACGCUUUGAGAGUCAUGGAGACUAUCCAUCUUCCCUGUUUUAGAGGAGACCAAGCUCUUCUUCUUCUUCUUCUUCUUCUCCUUCUUUUUUUUUUUUUUUUUUUUGAGAUGGAGUUUCGCUCUUGUUGCUCAAGCUGGAGUUCAACGGCGCGAUCUUGGCUCACUGCAACCUACACCUCUCAAGUUCAAGCGAUUAUCCUGCCUCAGCCUCCCAAGUAGCUCGGAUUACAGGUUGCCAGGAUACAUCCAGGCAACAAAGACUGCGGUUCCUGUUACUCAGCAGCCUCAAAAACUCACACCAGCUCCUGCAAGGAAUGUGAAUCUUGGAGCUCCCAGCUAUUCUGUUCCUGUUUCCGUCAGCUCCUUCCCUGAAAACUCAGAGGUGCUCAGCAUGCCAUGCUAAAAGGCAAAAUAAAAAGAGAGACACCUUCUAAUGCCAAGAUGGUUUUUGGAUUUCCACGGUUAUUACAUUCAUCUUUGUGUGUUUGUCUCUCCCUUCCCAUGAACCCUGAAGAGAAUGGAAAAAUGGCAUCAUGUUGAUAAAAGAUCUUGGAGACAUCUCAGCUUUAAUGAGGACUUUCCAACAUUCCAGACUGCCAUCCUGCAAUGAAGCUCUGAGUCACGGUCUGUGAGGCUAAGGUACUGGCAACGGUGUGAACCCCAGGACAACUAACCUCACUAACCUUCACUCUAAGCAGAAGCCCAAAGUGAGUCUGGCCUGAAAUCAGAGCAAGCACUACAGAAAGACAUCUUUGUUAAUGGAAAGAGGAAAGAAGAAAAGAAUUUCCAAUAAGUUACAACAAACUUUUCACCAUUCUAAAGAACCCACUUUCCUUAUCAACCAAGCUGGGCUUCUCUCUAGUGACUCCUAUUCUAGCCUUUCGCCAGAAACAGAGAGUGUUAAUCCUGGUGAAAAGAUAAAGACAGACACUCAGAAAAAGAGGCCUGGGACUGUGAUACUAUCAAAACUGUCAAGUAGAAGAAUUAUAUCGGAAAGUCAGCUUAGCCCCCCUGUGAUCCCGGCCCGCAGGCCUGGAUUCCGGGUAUGCUAUAUCUGUGGCCGAGAAUUUGGGUCCCAGUCAAUUGCCAUUCAUGAACCCCAGUGCUUGCAGAAGCGGCAUAUUGAAAACAGCAAGUUGCCCAAGCACUUGAGGAGGCCAGAACCCUCCAAACCACAGUCUCUCAGCAGCAGUGGGUCCUACAGUCUUCAGGCAACUAAUGAGGCUGCAUUUCAGAGUGCCCAGGCUCAGCUGCUGCCCUGUGAAUCCUGUGGCCUCACGUUCUUGCCAGAUCAUCUUCUUGUUCAUCACAGAAGCUGCAAGCCAAAGGGUGAGGGUCCCAGAGCACCACACUCUAACAGUUCUGAUCAUCUUACUGGCCUCAAGAAAGCUUGUAGUGGAACCCCAGCCCGACCAAGGACUAUUAUCUGCUACAUAUGUGGUAAGGAAUUUGGCACCCUGUCCCUUCCUAUUCAUGAGCCCAAAUGCCUGGAAAAGUGGAAAAUAGAAAAUGACCGGCUCCCUGUGGACCUCCAUCGGCCACUCCCACAGAAGCCUCAGCCCCUUCCGAAUGCUCAGUCCAGCCAAGCGGGACCAAAUCAAGCUCAGCUUGUGUCCUGCCCACAUUGUAGCCGAAUCUUUACCUCAGACUGCCUUCUGGUACACCAGAGAAGUUGUAAAACUCAUCCUCAUGGGCCAAAAUAUCAGAAUUUGACUUUAGGGAGUAAAGGAGGCCUAAAAGAGUCCACUAAUUCCAAGCAGCAAAGGAACAGGGCAGCACCCAGUGUAACUGAUAAGGUAAUUCAUGCCACACAAGACGCAUUAGGUGAAUCUGGUGGUGCCCUCUGCCUGUAGGGGAACAAGAGAAAACUAUCCCCAGAAUCAGCCACCUCAGCCCCUAGUAUUUUUUCUAUCAAUGCCUUGUAUCAGCCUCAAAGCAGCCUGUUCAAGUUAACUCCCUGUUGAACUCCAGGGCCUAUACCUCUCUUGGCUGAAUAGAUAUAAGAACAUCCUUGCCUGAUGGGUUCAUAUUCCUCUUCAAUUCUACUGUCUAAAAGAAGAAGAGAUGGACUUCUUUCUUCCCUGAUCCCUGAUACAAAUAAUCCCUGGAAGAGACUGUAAUUUGAAAAUGAGUCAUUAAUGCUGUGUCUACAUUACAGAGAUAUAAUUCCCAUUCCAACAGCCAAUAUUUAUUGCCGGUUUAUUUUAGUCAUCUACCUUAGGAAUUCAUUUUUGGCAAUGCUGGGUUAUGCUGAGUUUAUCUUACUAAAAUAGAAUCUGUGUCAAAAACCCCAAAUGACUUUAGCAACAAUUAAACACUGAAGCACUUGCAAAAAUACACAUGGUCUGUAAAUACAGCAUAUUUUUUCUUUUGACACGUACAUGGUUGUAGUAAGUAGGAAAUUAACCCCAGUGUAGACACUGAAGCAACUAGGUUAUAUUCUGGGAGGUGCUUGGUUCCUGCUGCUGCUCUGUGCCCUGUGUUCAGGCUGAAGACAAGGCCCUGACCACCCCCCCACUUGGGCCAUUCUGAAUAAGCAUGACCCCAGGAACCCCCAGCUUGAAUGGCAAAGAGUUUUUAGGGUUUUAUCUAAAGUUUCACCACGGGCAAGGAUUGGAGAGAGAUGCUUACGAGGGUGGCUACCUGCAAGAUAGGGCCUGGUCCAUGUUCUUUGUCCGUUAAACCAGAUUGUGGAUGUUUUGUCUUGUGUCAACCUUACAGAAUAUCAAAUUAUGAGAAACAGGAAGUGGUAAAAGUCUUUUUUCCAUGGCUUGCUACUUGAAAAGCCCAGCCUGCCGAGAUAAAGAAUUCUUAAGAAAACUAAGAUUAGGCCAGGUGUGGUGGUUCAUGCCUGUAAUCCCAGCACUUGGGGAUAAUGUAAAGCCCAGCCUGCAGGGAUAAUGGAUUCUUAAGAAAACUAAGAUUAGGCCGGGUGUGGUGGUUCAUGCCUGUAAUCCCAGCACUUUGGGAGGCCAACUCCCGAGGUCAGCAGUUCAAGAUCACCUUGACCAAUAUGUCUCUACUAAAAAUAGAAAAAUUAGCUGGGCAUGACUGUAGUCCCAGCUACUCAGGAGGCUGAGACAGGAGAAUUGCUCGAACCCAGGAGUUGGAGGUUGCAAUGAGCUGAAAUCACGCACUGCACUCCAGCCUGGGUGACAGACUGAGGCUGCAUCUCAAAAAAAAAAAAAAAAAAAAAGGAAAAAGAAAAAGAAAGACAGACAGAAAAAAAGAAAACGAAGAUUAUACCAAGCUAUUGUAAAAGAUUAAACCAAAGGAAUUGGUUGGGGAGGGGGCAUUCUUUAUUUCUAAUAUGAUUUUUCUCUCUUUUUUACUUUGAGGACUGUCUAGUCCUUUGCUCCUAAAUUCCAUGUUUAAAAUAAAAUAAAUAUGGUCUUACUGGUUUAGAAGAUUCCAAGACAAUGAUUCGAAAGCUGAAGAGUCACUCACAGCUGCUGGGCAAGUUUUCCGAUGAACAUUGAAGAAAAAACAGCUAGUUUCUUUGCCUAACGAAAAACCAAACUCCUCAGUGUGGCAUGGUCUUCAAGCUGGUCUUAUAAACAUGACCUGUUUUUCCCAUCUUCUGUCUGUUGCUUUUCUUCCAUAACCUGUGGGGUCUGGAUUCACAGAGUACAAGAAGCUGUGU
Molecule: messenger RNA, 4120 nt
Organism: Gorilla gorilla gorilla (western lowland gorilla)
Lineage: Eukaryota; Metazoa; Chordata; Mammalia; Primates; Hominidae
Gene: ZNF474
Product: zinc finger protein 474
Exons: 5
Coding region: 1236-2330 (364 amino acids)
Source: RefSeq, a predicted model, not a curated record